CUAUAAAGCCACUGCUGAUCUAACGGGGUGACUAUCAUCGUCAUCAGAACGCACAAGCACAAGCACGCAGUAGCCUAGCCUAGUUAUAUUUCACCGGCGGAUAACGGACACGGGACAGGACACUCGUCGUCACAAUGGAGUUCUUCUCAGGGCUGGUGGUGUUGGCUCUAAUGGUUUCAGUUGGUGCUGAAGGUGGCGUCGGCCCCAGCAACAACUCCAGUUUCUGCUCCGAGUCAAAGGAAUGUCUGGAGUAUGAGCUGGUGUGCAAAACAGACGAAUAUGAGGUCCGUCACUACAGUCCCACUCGUUGGGUGUCUACGGAUGCGGAGGCCUACUUCAUGGGGGUGGGAGCAGCCAUGGCCUUCAGGAGACUGUUCCAAUACAUCACUGGAGCCAACAACAGGGGUCUACAGAUGGAGAUGACUGCUCCAGUCCUGGUGAGGAUCCCUGAGGAGACCAGGAUGUGGGAACCAGCCAUCUACACCCUCAGCUUCCUGCUUCCAGCAGCCUAUCAGGAGAGGCCUCCCACACCCACCAAUGACAAGCUCUACUUUACGGAGAUGCCCUCUAUGGAUGUGUACGUGCGUAGCUACGGAGGCUGGAUGUUAUCAGUGACCUCCAGGCUUCAUGCUCACCUACUGACCAAGGAGCUGACCAGGGUCCAGGCUGAUUACAACCACACCUACCACUACGGAGUGGGUUACGACAGUCCUCUGAAGCUGCUGAACAGACACAACGAGGUGUGGUACGUAGCUGAGGGAGAGGCCGUCUGCUCUGACCCCCAGGAACCAACCCCACCACACACACCUACCCCCACGCACACACCCGCCUCACACACACCCAACGCCACAAACACACCCAACGCCACACACACACCCGACGCACACACACCCAACGCCACACACAACCCCCCCAGCACCAUCUCUGACUCCCCCUCAGAUCUCCCCGCCAACCGGCCACCAACCCCCUCCCAGGCCCCCGAGGUGACCCCGUCUCAGAGCCCAGUGGUCGGGGAGACCCCCUCGGCCAACAGCUCUGACCCCCAGGCGGACAACCCCUGGAACAACACUGUAGAGGCCUCCCUGGAGGACACCCCCUCUGUUAACUCUGUAGACGGCCCCACUAACCUCAACCUGGCCUAGCCCUAGAAUAUUAUAUAUGGCCCUGAACAGUAGAGGGGUAUGGAGGGGUGCUGUGGUGAUGGAGCUCAUUCAGUUAGAAGUCCAUUUGGGAUUGGGCCCUUGCCUCAGUAUUUACUGUAAUACACCACCACCCCUACUGGUGUCAUAGUGUUACUACACAUAAUAGAUUUAUUCACCUGCUGCUGACCUGCUCUCCAUGUUACCACGCUCAGCUGACCUCCUCUCCAUGUUACCACGCUCAGCUGACCUCCUCUCCAUGUUACCACAUUCAGAUGACCUGUUAUUUAUGUAUCAUAUAAAUUAAUUAAUCAAUCAACAAAUCAACAACGCUCUUGGAUCUGCUUACCAUAUCCCUCCUUCCAUAAUGAAAUGUUAGCCCUGCAUAAGAACUGUGUUGGUUUGAUAGUUGGUGUUAAGGAUACUGCUGCAGUAGAUGCUGAUAGCCAGUUAAUUAACAGACGACCAAAGAAGGAGAACCUAUAGGAUGAAAUGAGACCAGACUAUAUAGUUGUAGAUGGUAGAACAGAAGACAAUAUGAUAGAACAACAGUAUUGUAGAUCUAACCCUGGCCAAUGGCAGUGCUGUAGAUCUAACCCUGGCCAAUGGUAGUGCUGUAGAUCUAACCCUGGCCAAUGGCAGUGCUGUAGAUCUAACCCUGGCCAAUGGCAGUGCUGUAGAUCUGGCCAAUGGCAGUGCUGUAGAUCUAACCCUGGCCAAUGGCAGUGCUGUAGAUCUAACCCUGGCCAAUGGCAGUGCUGUAGAUCUAACCCUGGCCAAUGGCAGUGCUGUAGAUCUAACCCUGGCCAAUGGCAGUGCUGUAGAUCUAACCCUGGCCAAUGGCAGUGCUGUAGAUCUAACCCUGGCCAAUGGCAGUGCUGUAGAUCUAACCCUGGCCAAUGGCAGUGCUGUAGAUCUAACCCUGGCCAAUGGCAGUGCUGUAGAUCUAACCCUGGCCAAUGGCAGUGCUGUAGAUCUAACCCUGGCCAAUGGCAGUGCUGUAGCAGUAUGGAAGCUUUAUUCUCCUGUAUCAUUAUUUAUUGUUUACAGAUAGACUGAUUUAUUUCUGUCCCACGGACUAGACUCAUUGUCGUCUCAAUUAUGUAUUUAUCUGUAAUGAUUUAUACAUUUAUUCUGUGUAGUUUGCGAGCCGCCUUUACAUUCAGCUUGAUAUCAGUCGGUAGUGUGUAAUUACUCACCAUGGUGUCUAUAUGAUUCUAUGGUGUGUGUGAGAAUGCUUAACUUGUAUCAUUAGUAAAAUAGUAGAAAUGUAACAAUUAAAAGUGAUUGACUGAUGUUUAAUCUGUAGUUGUACCUGAGAGGGUUUCUGUUAGUGUGGUUGUGAUAUCUGUCAAAUCCUGAGGAUGGCGCAAUAAAACACUAAAACAAA
This is a messenger RNA of Coregonus clupeaformis (lake whitefish), 2529 nucleotides long. RefSeq names its product heme-binding protein 1-like. The transcript is spliced from 7 exons. The record is from RefSeq and is a predicted model, not a curated record. Gene Ontology annotation, cellular component: cytoplasm. Bases 135 to 1142 code for a protein of 335 amino acids. Lineage: Eukaryota; Metazoa; Chordata; Actinopteri; Salmoniformes; Salmonidae.